This is a messenger RNA of Ostreobium quekettii, 1566 nucleotides long. The record is from the annotation of a GenBank genome assembly. Lineage: Eukaryota; Viridiplantae; Chlorophyta; Ulvophyceae; Bryopsidales; Ostreobiaceae.
AUGGCGCGCGUGGGCGGCCUGCGGCUCGUGAGGCUGGCGAGGCUGGCGCUGGGGGAAGGUCUCCAACAGCAGACAUGUUUCUGGACCCCAUUCCAGCUGCGAGCAUUAGCUCCCAUCCAGACAGCAAGCCGUUAUCAUCCACACUCUACCAUCCCCAGUCUCCAGACAUUCUGGCUUCAAGCUGCCCUCCAUCGUGAUGAUGCUGGCUCCCUCCCACCAAUCAUGCUUGCAUCCCUGUCAGCCCUGCUGUUGGCUGCAGGCAGUGCCUUCACUGCAGCCCAGUCUGAAGCCAUGUCCUGGCCAUCCGUUGGAACUAGUCCUGAGAUCCGGCGUGAAGAGGAGCACUUUCUUGCUGCAAUCCAUGAAGACCACACCGGAAGAGCCGCCGUGGUGGGAAUGUUCAUCCUGCCCUUGUUGUCUCUGUCCUGUGGCUAUGCUCCAGAAGUUGGGAUACUGGGAUCUGGGGCUGCGGUGACUGUCCAGGCACUCCAUGGGUUGGAGCCCUGGGAGAUUGCCGUCCUUCUGUGGGGCUGUGCCAGGCUGGGCUUCUGCCCUUCUGACGAGUUCCUGGCAAUCGUAAAGGCUGAGGUCCAUGCCAAGGCAGAGGAACUCCGCCCGGAGGAUGCUGCCAGCACCCUCUGGUCGCUGUCCAUGCUGAAUCGCAUCGGCGAGGCGGAAUGGAACCUGUUAAUGAAGCGCCUGGGAAGCUUUCAGGUAGCGGACUUUGAUGAAGCGACAGUGCUGCACCUGGUCCAGGCUGCUGCCGUCUAUGCCAGCCUGAAGGCAGGGGCAGGUGGUGAGCCACCCCUUGGGCUGGACCCGCGUGCCAGCAAGCAGGAGAUCGAAAAAGUUCUUGCACCUCUCAACAGGAAGGUCACACAGCGGUGUCUGGCAUCGUACCAGGAAUAUGUGCCAUUCCACCCGUACCUUGAGGGUCCGUACAUGUGCAUGCUGCACAUGAUGCAGAAGCUGCAUUGCUUUAAAGAGCAAGGCGCAUCGGGUGUGUAUGGGUCGUACUUCCAGGGCGUGUCUGAACAGGACCUGCAACAGGCGCGUGAGACGCUGCGCGACACGAGGAAGCUGUCUCAGAUAAAGAGGGAGCUCUUCUACCAGUGGAGGGGCAGCGAGGUGCUCAACAGCUGGCAGCAAGCACUCAAUGAGGUGGUCUUCCUAUUGAGUCGGAGGCUGGGCACUGCAGUCGUGCAGCCCCCAGAUUGUGACAUCCUGUUGCCGCAGAAGAGGGUGGUGAUCUUUCUUGAAGAUGACAGGCCCAUCGACAUGGGGUGCAGCCUGCAUGAGGCCUCCCAGAGCAUGCUGCAGCUCUUCGGUACCGAGACAGCCAUGCCAUCGGCAGGCUUUGCGCAACACGAGUCCGUUGGCGUCAAGGCCUCGAAGAUGCGCACCUUCCAGCGCAGGGGCUGGCGUGUUGUCACCAUCCCCUUGUCAGUGUGGACUCGUGUGGAGGGUGGCCUCGACGGCAAGUUGAAAUUCCUGCAAGAGGCCAUAUACAGUGGUAGUGCCACAGAGGGUUUCAGUUCGAUGCUGCAGUCGGCAUUGAGUCGAUGA